Messenger RNA from Dendrobium catenatum, 1826 nucleotides. RefSeq names its product glycerol-3-phosphate acyltransferase 1. The coding region runs from base 41 to 1666 and encodes 541 amino acids. The transcript is spliced from 2 exons. NCBI's taxonomy places the organism in Eukaryota, Viridiplantae, Streptophyta, Magnoliopsida, Asparagales, Orchidaceae. Gene Ontology annotation, cellular component: membrane. The record is from RefSeq and is a predicted model, not a curated record. Gene Ontology annotation, biological process: cutin biosynthetic process. Gene Ontology annotation, molecular function: phosphatase activity; glycerol-3-phosphate 2-O-acyltransferase activity.
ACACGAACGUUAAAGCACGCAACACCAGAAAAUCCAACUUAUGGUGUUCCCAAUGGCUCUUCUUAAGAUCGCCGCCCACUGGUUGCGCUCUGGUAGCCGUGAAGCCAAAAAGCUAAAAAGCUACACCCAGCUCCUGCACAGAACCUCUUCUUUCCGCUCCCUCCAAGUCCUUUCCCUCUGCCCGAGCGUAGCCAAAUGUUCUUUAGAAGGCAGAGAGUCACCAUCCAUAGCAUGUGACUUCCAAUCUACUCUCCUCACGACCCGCUCCUUCUUCCCUUUCUUCAUGCUUCUCGCCUUCGAAGGCGGUGGCCUCCUUAGAGCCCUCCUUUUGCUACUAUCCUAUCCGAUUUUCUUAGUCCUCGGCCACAACCAUCAUGUGCUCAGCUUAAGAAUCAUGACCUUCAUCUCGUUCUGCGGCCUUCGGAAGAAAGACGUCGAUUUAGUAGCCAGGGCAGUGCUUCCCAAGUUCUUUUUGGAGAACUUGGACGCCCGAGCAUAUCAAGUAUGGGCUUCAUGUAAGGGGAAGAAGGUGGUGGUCACUGGCGCUCCGAGGGUUAUGGUUGAGUGGUUCCUGAAGGAUUAUUUGGGCGCUAACGAGGUUGCCGGGGCUGAGAUGAAGGUUGUUGGUGCAGGAGCUUGGUGUUUCUUCACGGGUCUCAUUGAUGGUGGACUUGGUGUUGCUUCGAAGCAUAAAGUUAUCAGGGAUAUCUUUAGCGAGGCCAAACCUGACAUAGGCCUUGUUAGCUUUGGGAAUCCGCAUGAUCAUAUCUUCCUCUCCAACUGCAAGCAAACAUACUUAGUAAACAAAGAAAAAAGCGACAGAGCCACCCUUCCGCGAGAGAAAUAUCCAAAGCCUUUGAUCUUCCACGAUGGCCGGCUCGCCUUCCUUCCAACUCCAGCAUCCGUGCUCGCUCUCUUCCUCUGGCUUCCAUUUGGAUUAUUUCUAUUCUUCAUACGUGCAGCCAUCGGCCAUCUCCUACCCUACAAACUCGCCAAAGUCAUUGUCCCCUUAACUGGACUCCGCCUACGCAUCGAUGGACUUCCUCUCCCGACAACUCACAGCAACCAAAAAGGAGUCCUUUACGUCUGCAACCACCGCACCCUCCUCGACCCUUUGUUUGUAGGCACCGCUAUCAACCGCCCGCUCACUGCCGUCACCUACAGCCUUAGCCCAAUAUCCGAACUGCUUUCUCCCAUAAAAACCGCGAGGCUCAGCAGAGAUCGAAAACUUGACGCCGCGAAGAUAACCAAAUUGCUUAAUGAAGGAGACCUAGUGGUCUGUCCCGAGGGGACGACGUGCCGUGAACCUUAUCUUCUACGUUUCAGCGCUCUCUUCGCCGAGUUGUCAGACAACAUGGUGCCUGUAGCCAUCGACACCAACGUGGACAUGUUCUACGGAACGACGGCGAGCGGCUUCAAGUUCUUGGAUCCGGUCUUCUUCCUAAUGAACCCAAUGCCAGAAUACGUCCUCCGGUUCCUUGGCCCCGUGCCGGCGGAGAUGACAUGCGCCGCCGGCCGCACAGCUAUGGAGGUGGCCAACGGGAUACAGAAGAAGCUUGCUGAUGCUUUGGGGUUUGAGUGCACGUCGUUGACUAGAAAGGACAAGUAUUUGAUGCUUGCAGGCAAUGAAGGUAUUGUGGAGCAGCGAAAGAGCAGGAGAAGUUGAGCGGUGAAAAUAAAAAGGAAAUAGAUAAUAUUUAAUUGCGUGUAUUUAUUUGUUUGUAUAUUGUGAUUAAAAUGUAAUUUUAUUCUUGUUGGUUUUAUUGUUGUUGAGAUUUCUAUACAUUAGCGGUGAUUAAUUAAUGUUUCUAUAUUGUUCAUUGGAA